AUGUACUCCGUUCACUAUGAAGAGUUGCAAAAACUUGACCUGUUUGAAGACAUAAAUAGUUAUGUAGAUAAUGUCAAGAAAACUUUAACAUUAAAAAAACAACAAUGGCAAAAUACUCUUGCAUCAGAAAAAAGUAGCAUAACGCGCCAUAAUGAAGAAAUAAAAGCGUUUGAGAAAAAGCAAAAAAUUUUGAUUGAAACCGUAGAUAAAGAAAAAAAAGAAAUUCUCGAUUUACAAACAGAAGUCACAAAUUUGAAAUCUGAAGAGGACACGAUUAUUGAACGUAAAAAUUUUUUAGUGAUGCAAAUAGACGCCAUGAAAAAAGAAAUCCAAAGGCAACGCGAUU
Racocetra persica is the source of this 346-nucleotide messenger RNA. NCBI's taxonomy places the organism in Eukaryota, Fungi, Glomeromycota, Glomeromycetes, Diversisporales, Gigasporaceae. The record is from the annotation of a GenBank genome assembly.